AUGGAAAAUAGCGUAGGAAAGUCUGAUGGUGCUGAGACUUCCAAGAAAACAAGAUCUGUGGAUCUCCAGAGCCUUUACAAAAGUAGGGUCUUAAAGGAAGGGCACAAUAAGAGAAAGAAUAGUGCACAAAAUAAUGAUGAGGUUAAGAAAAAGAAAAGGAAUAGUAGGAAAGAGGUCGCUUUGACUAGUAUUCAGCAAGCGGGCAAGAAGAGUAAGAAGAGUUUAGGUGAAGUAUAUGUUGAUGGGGUGAGUUCUGGUUCUGGUGAUGUGGACCGGGCUCUGUUGGGUUUGAGUGACAAGUUGAGUACCAGUAAUGGAUCAAAUGGUAUUUCCAUUGGUUUGGAUGGUAAUGGUAAUUUGAUUCGGAUCCCCAAGCGUCCACGAGGUUUUGUGGGGCGUAAGAAAGUUGAAAGUAAUCGGGUUUCAAAGCCAUCAGGACUGUAUAGUUCCGGUGAUCACACUGCCAAGUUAAAUGGCGAGUCGGAGAAUAUUGUUGGUAAUCAAGUUUUAAAAACACCUGGUUCUUCUGCCAGCAAAGCUCGUUCUGGUGAUGAGAUAGUUAAGUUGCAUAGCGAUUCCGGAGGUGAAAUUGUUAGUUCCAAGGUUUCACAGAAGUCGGGUGUUGAUGAUGUUAAGGGAAGUAGGACAGCUAGAGUGAGGUCAGCUCGGCAUGCUAAGGAGGAAGCUGGUCAUUUGGUUGUAGAUAAUGAUGAUGCACCUCCUAGAAGGCGGCAAAGCAAACACCGGAAAAAGAACGGUUUGGCAUCAGGUAAUGGAACUGUUGUAAAGCAGGUGGAGCCUCCACUUGUGAAUCCAGUCAGUAACCGUGAUGGUUUCCAAGAUGAUGAUGAUGAGGAGAACCUUGAAGCAAAUGCAGCGAGGAUGCUAUCGUCUCGAUUUGAUCCGAGUUGCACUGGAUUUUCUUUGAAGACCAGAUCUUCUGCAUCACACUAUGCUAAUGGGUCGUCUUCCUUGAUCCAUUCUGGUCAGAGGUUUGGUCAAGGGGCAAACUUCUUAGCUGGCUCAGAGUUGGCAUCAGCUGACUCUGCUGCUAGCAGAGUAUUGCGACCAAGAAAACAUCAUAAUGAGAAAGGCCUCUCAAGGAAGCGACGCCAUUUCUAUGAAAUUCUUUCCACGGAUUUGGAUGUAUACUGGGUUUUGAACCGGAGGAUCAAGGUAUUUUGGCCGUUGGAUGAGAGUUGGUAUUAUGGCCUCGUGAAAGAUUAUGAUCCAGAAAGAAAGCUUCAUCAUAUUAAGUACGAUGAUCGAGAUGAGGAGUGGAUUGACCUUCAGCAUGAGAGAUAUAAACUUUUGCUUCUUCCCAGUGAAGUUCCUGGAAAGGUAGAGCCAAGAAAAUCUGCUAUGGGAGAUAAGGGAAAGGCAGAGUUGACUUCAGAUGAUGAAAGUUACGUGGGAAGCUAUAUGGAUUCAGAGCCCAUCAUCUCAUGGCUGGCUCGUUCUUCUCGUCGAGUCAAAUCUUCUCCUUCAGGCACUUUGAAAAAACAGAAAACGUCCCAUCCAUCUACUUAUUCUGUUCCCCCAUUGUCUGACAAGAUUGAUGAUGCAUGUUUGGAUAUGGGUUUGUUUGGAAUAGAUAUGAGUGCAGUAAAUUGUAAUUCAGCAUUUCCAGACAGAUCAAUUAAUGGCAUUUCAGGUGAGACAUAUGUGCUGGAAAGCACCACUAGCUCCAAAGAUAGCGAACUACCUGUUGUUUAUUUCAGGAGGCGGUAUAGGAAGAAAGACAGUGGAUGGAUUAGCACAUCUGUAAAUGGCAAUGCUUCUCGAAGUGUGCCUGGAUCUGUUUUUUCUCUUGCCCCUGUUGUUGACACUUCUCGAACUUCAAAAGAAUCCAAUGUGUCUCUUGGGUGGUUUAAACCUUAUGAGCAUUUCUGGUCUAUUGAUGAUGAUGGCUUGUUAAAAUUAAGUAUGCCGUUGGUAGAAUCUAGAGAAUUCAGGCUUGAGUUAUGCUUAUCAGUACCUCCUGUCCUGAAUGUCAUAUUUGGACUAGAGGAUUUUUGGUGGUUACAUGCUGUACUGCUGCUUCAAUUUGGUACUGUUGUCUCUCUGUGGCCUAAGGUUCAUUUGGAGAUGCUUUUUCUUGAUAAUAAUUUCGGCUUGAGGUUUUUCUUGUUUGAAGGUUGCUUGAAGAACGCUGUGGCAUUUGUUUUCCUUGUUCUACAAGUAUUUCAUCAACCUCAUGAGCAGGGGAAGUAUGUUAACCUGCAAUUUCCGGUAUCUUCAAUAAGAUUUAAACUUUCUUGUCUUCAAGACUUCAGAAAGAAGCAUGUGUUUGCAUUCUGCAGCUUCUCCAACGUGAAAUGUUCAAAAUGGUUGCACCUAGAUCGUAAACUCCAGCAACAUUGUUUACUGGUUCACCAGCUACCUCUGUCUGAAUGUACAUAUGAUAACAUCAGGGCACUCAAUGGAGUUUGUAAUCAGCUGGACAUAAAUUCUGUUGGUGGGGAGCCCUCCGCUUUUCAGGAUAUACUUAGCAUGGCUAGGCUGUUAUGUGUUGUGAGGCACUUCAACAUGAUCUUGCUUCCAGUGGGAUUGAAUGUGGCAAGUUGUACUGUCAAACAGGGUUUACAGAAGAAUUCUGCCCUGGGUAUUAUGGCAGUGGGUGUUUCCAAAGAAUCCUGCAACACAAAUAUGAAUUGCUCUUCUUCUAAUUAUGAUCUGAAGCGGGGAAAACUUCCUCCAUUUGCUCUUUCUUUUACUGCUUCACCAACUUUCUUUCUUGGCCUGCAUCUUAAGCUGCUGAGGAGUAUUGCAUGCAUGAGCCUUCAGGACCAUGAACCUGCUUAUUCUCUUCAAUCAGAAAGCACUUGCCUGCCAAUUGCAGAUGACUCCACUCCGGUCGAGGAUUGCUCUGAGAAUGCGCCAGUAAUCACUCCUGAGAGCAAUCUGAAACCUUCAUCAGGAGAAGUGGCUUGUUCAGGAUGGUUGUCCAGUGCCAGACCGCAGUUGGGAACUUAUGUCGAACCACAUUUGAAAACUGAUACUGUCUUGGCCAGCAAUGAUGGGGAUUCCUUGCAAUUGUCUGAGAAUCUUCAAAAUAGCAAACCAAUGAAUGUUGCUGGUACUUAUUCCUGUUCCAAUGAUUCUGGGGAAAAUGCAAUUGAUGUAAUUGUACAAUCACAGGAUGGUGGAUGCAAUGAUCUAGUGUCACAGCAUAUUGCAAUAUCAGAACAGCCUAUAGUACCUAAAGACCACAACUCUCCUGGUAUGUCGAAUGACAAGAGCUAUUCUGGUUUGAAUGGAUUGAGUGUUGAAAUUCCAUCCUUUGACCAAGUUCAAAGGCCUGUGGAUGAAAGCACGCAUAGGGCUCAACAGGCUUCUGAGUUAGAUUGGAAUACUAGUGAUGGUUUUGACCGAAGCCCAAAUCCCACGGGCCCUCGGAGUUUGUCGCAUCGCAAUAGAAAUAGCUCAAGUUCUUCGUCUUUUGGCGAUUUAUCACAUGUACGGCCCGAUGGGAAAAGAGAUUUUAUCCGCAAUGGCUUCGGCAAUGGACCUAAGAAGCCACGGACACAGGUCCAUUACAUGAUGCCUUUUGGAGGUUUUGAUUUUAGCUCGAAGCACAUGAUCCAUAACCGAAAAGGGCUUCCUUAUAAGCGAAUUAGGAGAGCUAAGGAGAAGAAGACCUCAGAUGGUUCCAAAGUUUCUCGAAGGAACUUGGAGUUCCUAGCUUGUGAUGCCAAUGUGUUGGUCACGCUUGGGGAUAGAGGGUGGAGAGAAUGUGGUGGACGGGUUAUGUUGGAACUUGCAGAUCAAAGUGAAUGGAAACUAGCUGUUAAACUUUCCGGGACUACGAAAUAUUCAUACAAAGUGCAUCAUGUUUUGCAGCCUGGAUCAACAAACCGCUACACACAUGCCAUGAUGUGGAAGGGAGGAAAGGAUUGGGUACUGGAGUUUCCUGACAGGAGUCAGUGGAUGCUUUUUAAGGAGAUGCAUGAAGAGUGCUAUAAUCGGAAUAUUCGUGCUGCUUCAGUUAAAAACAUCCCCAUUCCUGGAGUUCGCCUGAUAGAGGAAAGUGAUGAUGAUGCCACAGAAGUGCCUUUUGUUCACAGUUCUUCCAAGUACUUCCGACAGGUUGAAACUGAUGUUGAAAUGGCUAUGGAUGUGUCACGCAUCUUAUAUGACCUGGACAGUGAUGAUGAGCAAUGGAUUUUUAAUAAUUCAAAAUCUUCACAUUCCGGUGAAAAUGAGUCUGAAUAUAUUUCUGAGGAGUUGCUUGAGAAGACAAUGGACAUGUUUGAGAAAUUUUCAUAUGCACAACAGCGUGAUCACUUUACAGCUGAUGAAAUAGAGGAGCUCAUGGUUGGAUUUGGGCCCAAGGAAGUGAUUAAAGUAAUUUAUGAGCAUUGGCGGCUGAAGAGGCAGAAUAAGGGUAUGCCAUUAAUCCGACAACUUCAGCCUCCGCUUUGGGAAAGAUACCAGGAGCAAGUGAAAGAAUGGGAGGACACCAUGACAACUGCCAACUUUGCCAGUUCUAGUGGAUGCCAGGAGAAGGCACAACCCAUUGAGAAACCGCCUAUGUUUGCUUUCUGUUUGAAGCCACGAGGCUUGGAGGUGCCCAACAAAGGUUCAAAACCGAGGUCACAGAGGAAAUUCCCAGUAUCUUGGCACAGCCAUACUGCCCUCGGAGAUCAGGAUGGUCUUUAUGCUUUUGGAAGAAGAUCAAAUGGGUUUGCUUUUGGAGAAGAGGUUAUAUUUCAAGGCAAUAGCCAUGAAUCUUCGGAGGCUUCCCCGUUGCUUCAGGCAUCAAGCAGGGCAUUCUCACCGAGGGAUGCUGGUGGUACUGGAUCUUUCUCCUUGCGCAAUGAUGGCUUUGAAUUGAAUCAUCAGCCAAGACUACAUAGAAAUAAUUCAAAGAAGUUUGGGACUAGUCUCUCCUCUAGCAGUCGACAGAUGGUGUCUUCUUUGAACCAGAAAACAAUUGGCAAGAGAAAUGGAGUUCAACGGUGGAAUAUGUAUUUGCCAGAGUGGCCAAGUCAAAAGCAUUAUAAAUCAGAAGGAUCUCAUUGGCAUGGAAUUGAACAGUUGGAUGGUCCAGAUCUUGAUGAGUUCAAGUUGCGUGAUGCAUCAAGUGCAGCUCAGCAUGCACUUAACAUGGCGAAGCUCAAGCGAGAAAGUGCUCAGAGAGCGCUUUACAGAGCAGAUCUAGCAAUACACAAGGCUGUAGCUGCUCUCAUGACUGCUGAGGCAAUCAAAGCUUCUUUUGGGGACUCAAAUGGUGAUGGGUAG
Molecule: messenger RNA, 5244 nt
Organism: Ilex paraguariensis (yerba mate)
Lineage: Eukaryota; Viridiplantae; Streptophyta; Magnoliopsida; Aquifoliales; Aquifoliaceae
Source: the annotation of a GenBank genome assembly